Lactuca saligna is the source of this 932-nucleotide messenger RNA. Lineage: Eukaryota; Viridiplantae; Streptophyta; Magnoliopsida; Asterales; Asteraceae. The record is from the annotation of a GenBank genome assembly.
ACUUUGGUCAAGUGCAGUUGCAACUCCUAGCUUUGGACAUGACAUCAUGAUUUUGCAUAUUUGUUUUGUGGGGUCGAAUAAUAUGUCUUUCUUUGUUUCAAUCGAGCAGUAUGUUCUUCUUCUGGGAUGAAAAAGAUUUCUGAAACUUGAUUUCAUAGGACUGGUGAAUACUCUGAUCAUAUUGUCGUGGAUCACCUACAAGAGUUGGAGACUAUCAAACAGCUUUCUUGCAUUUAAAUUAUAACUAAGAGCUUAAAGAGUAAAGAGUAUCAAAAGAAGUCCCGAAUGGAUAAUAAUAAUUGUCAUGGGCAUUUCAUCAAACAGCUUUCAUGCAUUAAUAUGAUAUCAUCUCCAAGCCAACAGACUUGCCAGUUGGGCAUUUGACAUUACAAAUUUUGAGUUUAGUCUACAGAAAUAUGAGCAGUGAAGCUUAAAUAUCAAACGGUUUGCUUGGUGUACCAAAACUGAUGAAAGGGAAAGUAAAAGAAUGAAGAUUAAAUUGAGAGUUCGGACUUGCCAUACAGGAUUUCGGAGAUUGAGACAACGGGAUGUACAGGCGAGCAAGUGUGAGAGUGAGUUCGAUUCGAGAUGCGAAGAUGGAGAAGCGGAGACGCGAUCGUGGCGGCCGGCGGGAACGAGCCGACGGAGAUGAGUUUCGAAGAAGCAGCGAAGCAAGUUUUCUAGACGAUGAGGAGUGUUUUACUCAGAGUCAGAAUUUCCAAUGGGUGCAAGGGAAAGCUGGGGAAGAUCGAGUACAUGUUAUAGUGUAUGAAGAACAAGGAUGGGUUUCUUUCGGGAUUUAUGAUGGAUUUAAUGGUCCUGAUGCUCCUUAUUUUCUCUUAUCGAAUAUGUAUCAAUGUGUUUAUAAACAACUCAAAGGUUUGUUAUGGGAUGAUAAACUUGUUUCAUCAAAUUCUAAUUCUUCAGUGUAA